GUGAAUUUGGAAGCCCGUUUAGCAGUAUCACCCUACCGCCAUCCAGAUACGAAGAGGAUUACAGAGUUACUUCCCAGUGACCAAUUCACAAUGAUCGAGGAAGGCUUCUUCUGUCUGCCCGACAUCCCAGACUCAUGUCCCUUCACCAUCUCUCGGCUCCUAACCCCUUCCGGCGAAGCUUCUGCGAGUUGGCUGAUCCGUGAGCACGACCAAUACGGUGAGUAUCCGCAUAUUUACGCGAAGGUAUGUACGAGUCCUCGACGGCAAGAAGACGACGACGGAUGUCCCGAGAAACCGGCGGCACAUAAAGUCAUCGUCCUGAGCGACACGGGCUGUGCGACAGAAACGCUCAACACCAAGCUCCAGAGAUGCGAUGCCGACGGUCUCAAUGAAAUCUACUCCACGCCACCUGGCGAGCCUAGACGGUGGAACCUGCGCACAUUUCUCGAGUAUACCAUCAACCCAGGUGGCCAGACUCCCUAUGUGGUGAUAACCACUCAUUGCCACUACGAUCAUAUUUUGGGGAUUGGGAAGCUGAUGAAGCCCACGCCUCCUGCGCGAGCGCGAUGUUUCUCCCCGAAAACCCGCCAUAUGAGCCACGAGCAACUGAGCCGGGUAACGACUCCUACAGUGCUAACAUCUUCGCACGACAAAUCUUUCGUCACGCCCUAUGCCAACCUACAAAGACACAGCCUGAGCAGCUCGGUCGGUCUCUAUGCUCCGAGAUAUGCCAUCACUUGGGCCGAAGACCUCUCAGAGGUUCAAUGGCACUUCAGUGACACGUCCAAAGACUCGGACUCGGUUGCUCCUGUCUCUUCUAUAUCUACAUCCAUAUCCAUAUCCAGUCGCAUCACUGUGCUUCACACUCCAGGCCACACUCCGGACUCGAUGUCAUGGUACGAUGCAGACCUCGCCCUCGUGUGCGUCGGCGAUAGCUUCUACGUGAAAGAGACGGACGAGACGCGCAAGGCACCCUGGGGUCCCGAGCCCCCCAUGCCCACCAUGUUCGAUGUCGAAAGUGAUCUCGCAGACCUCUGGCGGAGCAUGCAAAGACUGUUGCAUUUUGCCCGGGCCCGGAACGAGGAGCUGGAGCGGGAGCGGGAGUGUGAGCCUGAGCCUGAGCGCAACGUAAUCGAACGCCUCUCUGACCAUGGUAUGCUGCUCAGACAGCCGAAUGCCAAACGUGAACAGGCAUGGCCUUGGAGAUCAGCGCCGUGUCAAAGUCAAACAGGAUUUGAUUAUCCCCAUCCGCCAUCAGAUGGACAGGGCCGUCUUCCAAAAGCAUUGUUUCUGCAUGCAAGAAACACAACGACCGAGCAUGAUGUAGACGACGACGACUGGAUUCUUGUCGACCUCGUCGUGCAGGGUACUUCUUCUCGGUCUGCAUCGUCACCACCGCCUCGAGUCCGCCUUGCCGCCGCACACACGACGGUAACUUUGGAUGCAGAAGCUGCCAUCCUAUCAUUCCGUGAAUUCAUCGCUCGUAUCCUGCGCGACGAGGUCCCCAAGCAGCGUGCCAAGGAGGGUUACAGAGGCGAGGAGCGAUGGUUCUUUGAUUUCGCUUUGCAAGAAGGGGGCGAACCAGAGCACGACAUCCAGAAUGGUAACUUGAGAUAUGUCCACAGCUACAGCGUCCUUGCGCCGCUGCAGGUUAUUGAGCUUGGCAGAAGGAAGAUACCACGCGAAGCGUGGAUGAAGUUGGAGGUAUAG
This is a messenger RNA of Exophiala xenobiotica, 1710 nucleotides long. RefSeq lists its product as uncharacterized. Lineage: Eukaryota; Fungi; Ascomycota; Eurotiomycetes; Chaetothyriales; Herpotrichiellaceae. Bases 91 to 1710 code for a protein of 539 amino acids. The transcript has a single exon. The record is from RefSeq and is a predicted model, not a curated record.